Molecule: messenger RNA, 1477 nt
Organism: Varanus komodoensis (Komodo dragon)
Lineage: Eukaryota; Metazoa; Chordata; Lepidosauria; Squamata; Varanidae
Gene: EGR3
Product: early growth response 3
Exons: 2
Coding region: 158-1477 (439 amino acids)
Biological process (GO): regulation of transcription by RNA polymerase II
Molecular function (GO): RNA polymerase II cis-regulatory region sequence-specific DNA binding; DNA-binding transcription factor activity, RNA polymerase II-specific
Source: RefSeq, a predicted model, not a curated record
GCUGCCCCGCUCCUUCAGGGAACACCUCCAGGGAUCUACCGAGGAUUGCGCGCCCCUCUGGUCCACCCACCUUCCUCCGCCGACCGGCCCUCCCCCGUCCACACGCCGCCUCCUCCCCUCCCCCUCCCCGCCGCCGCCGCCGCAACUUUUCUCUCGCAUGAUCGCGCUCGCACGGAUUUGCCACUCGGAUGUCGUCUCUUCGGGAACGGAGCUCGGAGCCGCUUUGAACCCGCCGCCCCCCUCUCCCAUCUCGACGCCCUCCAGUGCUAUGACAGGCAAACUCGUGGAGAAGCUGCCAGGGACCAUGAACACUUUGAUGAACCAGUUGCCUGACAAUUUGUACCCGGAGGAGAUCCCCAUUUUCUCCGGCAACGGCGAGGCUCACUACAAUAACCAGAUGGCGGCAGAUAAUGUUAUGGAUAUUGGCUUAGCCAACGACAAGGCCGGCCAGGACUUGUCGUCAUACUCGGGCUCGUUCCAGCCCGCGCCCGGGGGCAGCAAGACGGUGACCUACCUGGGCAAGUUCGCCUUUGACUCGCCGUCCAACUGGUGCCAGGACAACAUCAUCAGCCUAAUGAGCGCGGGGAUCCUGGGGGUGCCGCCGCCGCCCUCGUCCAGCACGCCGGCCUCGACGGGCAGCAUGGUGCAGAGCCAGGGCGAGGUGGAGGGCAUGUACCCGGCGCUGCCGCCCUACUCCGCCUGCAGCGACCUCUACCCGGGCGACCCGGGGCCCUUCCACGACCCGCAGGGCAACGCGGGCCUCUCCUACUCGGCGCAGGAGUACCAAGGGGCCAAGCCGGCCGGCAGCCUGGACAGUAACCUCUUCCCCAUGAUCCCGGACUACGGCCUCUACCACGGGCACCCCAACGACCUGGGCAGCCUCCCCGAGCACAAACCUUUCCAGAACCUGGACCCGAUCCGGGUCAACCCGCCCCCCAUCACGCCCCUGGAGACCAUCAAGGCCUUCAAGGACAAGCAGAUCCACCCGGGCUUCGGCAGCCUGCAGCAGCCGCCGCCCCCGCCGCCGCUCACGCUGAAGCCCAUCCGGCCGCGCAAGUACCCCAACCGGCCCAGCAAGACGCCGCUGCACGAGCGGCCGCACGCCUGCCCGGCCGAGGGCUGCGACCGGCGCUUCUCGCGCUCCGACGAGCUGACGCGGCACCUGCGCAUCCACACGGGCCACAAGCCCUUCCAGUGCCGCAUCUGCAUGCGCAGCUUCAGCCGCAGCGACCACCUCACCACCCACAUCCGCACGCACACGGGCGAGAAGCCCUUCGCCUGCGAGUUCUGCGGGCGCAAGUUUGCGCGCAGCGACGAGCGCAAGAGGCACGCCAAGAUCCACCUCAAGCAGAAGGAGAAGAAGGCCGAGAAGGGCUCCUCCUCCUCCUCCUCCUCCUCCUCCUCGGCGGCCGCGGCCGGGGUCAGCGGCUCGCCCGCCGUGGCCUCGCUGGCCCCCGUGGUCACCACUUGCGCGUGA